This is a messenger RNA of Penicillium waksmanii, 873 nucleotides long. RefSeq names its product enoyl-CoA hydratase/isomerase family protein. NCBI's taxonomy places the organism in Eukaryota, Fungi, Ascomycota, Eurotiomycetes, Eurotiales, Aspergillaceae. The record is from RefSeq and is a predicted model, not a curated record. Gene Ontology annotation, molecular function: enoyl-CoA hydratase activity. Gene Ontology annotation, biological process: fatty acid beta-oxidation. The transcript has a single exon. Bases 1 to 873 code for a protein of 290 amino acids. Gene Ontology annotation, cellular component: mitochondrion.
AUGGGUUCAUCAACUUCCUUCAAGCGGUUACCGCCACCGCAAUCUUAUGCUUAUGUUUCAUUCCCAGCGCCACAUGUCAUGCUGGUCGUGUUCAACCGGCCAAAAGCCCUCAAUGCCAUGACCAGUGCGGCCCAAUAUGACCUCGAAACACUGUUUGCAUGGUAUGACAGUGAGCCGUCGCUACGCUGCGCCAUUAUCACCGGCGCUGGGCGCGCAUUCUGCGCCGGCAUGGAUCUGAAGGAGUGGAACGAGGUCAGCAUUCGGCGAGCAAAGGGCGAACACAGCAACGGGGCACCAAUGCCACGAUCUGGAUUCGGCGCGCUUUCACGACGACAUGGAAAGAAACCUAUUAUUGCUGCCGUGAAUGGUAUCGCUUUUGGAGGUGGUAUGGAGAUCGUCUCCAACCUGGAUCUCGUUGUUGCUGCCAAGAGUGCACUCUUUGCGUUACCCGAGGCCAAGCGAGGUGUGGUCGCUAUGGCCGGCUCGCUGCCCAGACUUGCUCGGACUAUUGGUCGACCUAGGGCCACGGAACUCGCUCUCACUGGAAAGAGUAUCACUGCUGCCGAGGCCAAGGAGUGGGGGUUGAUUAAUGCGGUGACGGAGGAUGGCGCGGCCGAUGAUGAAAUUCUGGACCGACCGGUUGUGAAGGCGGCCUUGAAAUACGCUGCUAGUAUUUGCGAUAAUAGCCCCGACAGUGUUAUUAUCAGCCGUGCUGGAAUUGUGGCGGGUUGGGAGGACGGAAGCGCGGAAAACGCCAGUCGUCUCUUGAGUGAAAAUUGGGAGGGAGCAUUGAAUGAUGGCGAAAAUAUACGAGAGGGUCUGUUGGCUUUUACUGAGAAGCGCGAGCCCCAGUGGGUUGAUAGCAAGCUGUAA